AUGCCGAUGCCAGGAGAGAGGUUCCUCCCCUCCUCUCUCAACCCAUUCUCACGAUCAUCCGGUUCCGGUUCUGGUUCAGGUGGAGACCAAGCCCAACCGCAGGCAUCCUCGUCGUCCUCUAGAUCUUCAAUCUUACAGCCUAUCCCGUUCACCGGUUCUUCAAACUUACCCCCUACAGAUCCUCAUAAAGCUCUAUCCGAGCUAUUGGCCACCGCGCAUCUACAAAGGGACAAUAAGAUAUCCAAUUCAGUCAAGGCAGCCUUGAUCAGAAGCUUGUUUCAAAGUAUAUGGCAAAGAUCAGACUGGAUAAAAUACUUCUUACCUACCACUAUCAACUCAUCUGAUGCAGGAAGCUCGCCGGAGAAGGUAGAUCUGAAAAUACCGAGUUUUGGGAAUUUGAAUGAUUGGUUGAUCAAUGAUCUUCAAGAUAAUUUACCUUCACCUAAAACGUGGAGUCUAAGUGCAGCUCAAGAUAAGCUAGAUGAGAUCUAUAAAUCUAAAGGUCAUAGGUCAUUUAAGAAAGUGAGGAAUGGGACGAUAUGUGGGAAAGUGUUCAAUCGAUUUGAUAGGACGUUCACCUGCAAGACAUGCGCUAUAAAUCCUUCUGUCGUGCUCUGUGCGGAAUGUUUCCAUUCAUCUGAUCACGAAGGGCAUGAAGUCUUGUUCGGACAAUCAUAUUCGUUUUCUGCAUCUUGCGAUUGUGGUGAUCCAUCAGCAUGGAAAACCGACCCUCCAUCAUGUAAAGGAUGUUCACAUCAUCCGCCUCUAUCGGAGGGUGAAAAACCAAUACAAACAUUAAAGUAUGAAAUACCGGAUAACCUUCUUUUGGCAAUUCAUCGUACAAUCGUAAUGGUCUUGGAAUUUAUCAUACAAACAUUACAACAUUCCUUGAUUCCCUCCGAGUAUGGUCAUUUACCGAAGACGGAGGAAGAGAUGCGUAAUUCGGAACAACCUACGGGCGAAAUGAAAGAAAGGAGGGAUAAGGGACCGUGGAGCGUGGUGAUGUGGCAAGAUGAGAAACACGUUUCGAGAGAAGUGGCUAGACAACUUAGAGAUGCUCUGGGAAUCAAAUGGGAAGUAGCGGAACAAUGGGUUAGGGAAGUGGACGAAGUGGGCCGCAAAAUUGUUCUGGUCUCAUCGAACCCUAUAAUAGCCUUCCACGGAGCGAGCAUGAUCCAGCAAAUCGACGCUCCUGUCUCAUUACGUCUUGCCUCAGACUCAUUUAAGGAAGAACUUGUCGGACUCUUGAUAUCUUGGCUAUACGAUAUGGUCCAAUCGACAAUCGAUGGAGACGAUACAGUGUUCAAGAGGAUGUUAGCGAAAGCUCUGUACGAACCGAGGUUAAGAAACGCUGGUGUGGGUGCGGGAACUCCUUUAGCCCCAGAUCUGAAAGAUCUUGAAUGGGGUAAAAUUAUGGGCGGUCAUGAUACGAGAAGAAUCGAUUGGUUGUUACAGUUAGAUUCUAGAUUAUGGAAGAAAGCCAAAUGGGAGAUGAGGCAGAUAUACUGCUCGGUGUUAUUGUUUGAUCAGGAUGUGAGAAAGGAUUUGGCCUCACGAUUCGCAAUCAAUUAUCCACGGUUGGUCGAACAUUACAUCUUCCAAGAACGGGAACUGGAUACGAAUAUCAUCUAUUCAUCGGCUUACCUCAUCUUCACCAAUGGAGCUGUUUGUGUACAUGCCACAGCCAAAGGCCAAUUGUACAACAACGUAAUCAGUGUUGCCCACGCAUGGUUCACUGGGCAAAAUAUCAAGACUGACGGUUGCGAUCGACUGGUCAUUCCUCCUCUUCAUUUCGAUCCUACGGAUAAUUCAGCCAAAGGUCGCAUGGAUACCGAUGCACCUGCAUUCAGGAAUAAGAAAGGCCUGGCUUUACUUGGUCAUCUUAGAAGUAUGGUUCGACAUCCAGAAAUGAGGAAACUCAUCGUUCGACAACCCCAGUUAUUCAACCGAGCUUUAUUGUUCAUCAAUAUGUUUGUAGGAUUACAACCUCAGAAAAGGGAACAGACCGAACACGUAGAAUACGAAGUCGACUGGUACAAAUCUUUCAUCAUCUUACCGGACAUGUCUAAACUCUGUCGAGAACUUGGAGAAGUGUUCUUGAGCGGAACGAUAGAUAAUGUCUUGGGAUCUAUGGCGGUGGUGGUCAACAGGAUAUUAACCGAUAUGAUGUUGAUGUCCAACACUUUGGAUAAAGAGAAAUAUCAAAGACCGGUUGAACAUGAUGUUCAAGAUGUUUUAUAUAAAAACUCAAGAUUCUCACUCAUCAAACAAUCUGUCACUCGCAUAGAAGCUUUCAGUUUCCACCAUUAUUUGAAUUACCUCUUGGCAGAAAUGGUCAAAUCGUUUGGGAAACAUCUUGGCCAGUUGAACGAUGACAUCAGCACUUCAUCCUUGAGGGGGUUGAAUUUCAGGCAGAUAAUGGAGAAAUUCGUGUUGAGAGCUCAGAAUCAGAGUGAUAGUGAGAGGAUGAAGUUGAUGAUCAUCGAAUGGUCAAUCCAAACACACGUGGUGCUCUCGCAGAUCCGUGCUGAUAUGUGGAAGAAGAACGGCGCUGCGAUGAGAAUGCAGCACCACCAUUAUCGAGAAAUGACCCUCAGAGAGGCAACACUCGAUCAAGAUUUCUUCCUAUUACAGUUUGGUCUAUGUAUCAUUGAUCCUCUCAAGUUCAUGGUCGCUAUGAUAGAUCGAUUCGGCCUAUCGCCGUGGUUCAGAGGUAACCCGAAGAAUCCAGAUAUCUGGUUGUCCCACGCUACCGAACCAAAACAACGUAUCAACCUCCUUGAAGAUUUCUUACUGCUGGUCAUCCACCUUGUGACAUAUCCAGCUAUCGUCGAUGGUUGGUCGAGAGACAAGAUAACGCGAAAACACAUCAUACACCAACUUGCAGUUCAACCUUUGACUUAUUACGAAAUCUACAAGAAGCUACCUGAAAGAAGUCAAGAGGGAAGCGUGACGCCCAUCCUGAGAUCAGUUGCCGAUUUUAGAGAACCAACUGAAUCUGCUCCUGGACAAUACUCCCUCAAAGACGAACUGUACGACGAAGUCGAUCCAUACUGGCACUACUAUACCAAGAACGACCAGCGUGGAGCUAUGGACAAGCUCAUCGCUAGAGCAAAGAAACGUAAUCCAUCGGUGGAAGAUCCCUUCAUCUUGCCCAGACCCCUCGAACUUCCUCCUGCCGAGCACCCAUUCUCCAACAUUGGCGACUUCCUCCACACGAACGUCGUCAGCGACUUGGUCUACUGGACGUUAUCGCAUUGUCUACAUAUGGGCGAUCCCGAUCGAUGGGCUUUGAUUGUUCAUGCCGCCAUGCCAGCUGAAUCGAAAGCUGCACCGGUUAUACCUACCUGGGACUUUGUGCUUGACUAUUCUCUCCACCUCGCUAUGAUAGCUCUAUCGGUUGCUCCGAGUCAAUUCGCUGAAGCCUCACUUCAAAUUAAAGGAGCUGACGGUGAUCAUUCGACUUUCCAGAAUUUAUGGAUAAUGCAAACUCAGUCGGCAUACAAGCCAUACAAGGCGAGGGUUGACUAUAUAUUAGAAACGAUAGUGAAACACCUACCAGCUGAAUAUACCGUCGACUAUCGUGCAAAUAGGGAAGCCGAAUCGUUAUUACAGCUUUCCUCACCUGCGAAACCUGAUCCGAAAGCUGCUGCCGCUGCAAGGCAGAAGGCAAUCAUGGCUGCGUUCGCAAAGCAGCAACAAAACUUUGUAGCUAUGAUGGAAGAGGAAAGUGGUGACGAAGACGAGUCAAUGGCGGAAGAUACUGAUAUGGAUCAAGAUGGAGUCCACGCUGAGAACGAAACGUAUGGACAAUGUAUAGUCUGUCAAGAAGAUAUAACCUCAAGAGCUCCUGGUGGUAUGUUGGCUCUUCUCCAACCUAGUCGAACGAUUCGAGAAGCGGUCCACGAUAGAGAUUGGUUCGAAGAGUCUCUUCAAACUCCAACAAGCCUGGAUAAACCGACUAGAUACCACCGAUUCGCUUACGAGGAUGGUGAUCGAGCUGAACCAAUCUCAACACAAGGUUAUCCUAGCACAGCUCUGAAAUUCGGAAUUCACAUGUCUGCGUGCAGUCACUUCAUGCACGAUCAAUGUAUGUCGAAUUACUUCGAAGCUACCAAGACUCGACAUACACAACAAGUCCAGAGACAUCAUCCUGAAAAUGCUGUACGUUUAGAAUACAUGUGUCCCCUGUGUAAAUCACUCGGAAACGUCUUAAUACCCGUUGAACCCAGUAUGACACCCAGGAAACCUGCUGUUGUCCUCAAGAAGGAAGGAGAGAAAUUACCUAGUUUGUCAGUGACUAUACGGAAAGUAUCGAGUGAGGGUUUACUUCGAGUGGCGGAUAGUCAGAGGAUAUGGGAUCAUCAUUUCGAAACCGGUGAAGUGAUACCUUGGUUCUCCGAUUGUAUGUUCUCGGUUCAUUCAUUGGAUCACGCUCAUCGAAGAGGACAUAUGAAAAGUACUUCUCGAAUGGCUGAUCGAAUGCGGGGAUUGAUCCGACCUCUAUCUGAACAAUCUCAUCGUAUUCGAGGUAAGAAGACUCACAUGUACUUGCCCGACGAUAUGGUUGGAUAUACCGUUUCGAUGGCUGAAAUAACCCAACGUGGACUUGGUGGACCAACGACUAUAAAUGGAAAAGAAGUAUUAUCGGUCGCAGAGCAAAUACCGGAAUUGUCAAUGAAAUUAAUCAAGAAAUUGAUUUGGUUGUUACAAUUAGAAUUAGAUUUAUACUUCGGACCUGGAUUCGAUAGAACUGCGCUGAGAGUAGGAAUCUUCGCUAGAUUCUUGCCUGAUUGGUAUAGGUCUUCGACAUUACCUUCACCACUCUUACUUCGUAAACCGCUCGGUAUGGUCAUUGAAACCGCCGCAAUCGCACCUGACUUAUUACAAUCGGUGAUCGUUAUGGCUUAUUAUGCUGAAUUGAUCAGAUCAAUGUUCGGAUUAGCCUUAUCAAUCAAGAGAAGUUGUAUAUCCUCUUCAGCGACCAAUUCAUCAUCAAGCUCUUACAAGAUGCUCCAACCUUCGUCACGGUCAAUCCCACCGGAAGAUCCAACUGUACAAGAUGCCCUCGAACUAUUUACGGGAAUCAAACCUAUAAUGUUAUCGAUCCUACGAAAUGCUGGACCUUUCGCCGACGCCGAGUCGAUCGUCAAUAUGGUCCCUGAUGAGAUGCUAGCGAAAUUGGUAUAUUCACAUACACUACCUUUCCUCCGAAGAGCAGCAAUCAUCUAUAAUGCCGUGUCGGGAUCAUACCCCAUGAUGACUCCCGAGACUUUAGAUACUCUCAAAACACCUGGUAUAUGUGAAUACAGAAGGUUGUUGACCUUGUUGGGGAUCCCUUCACCUCAUGAUACGCUUCGUGAUCCAUCAACGACCGAAACGCCAAUCGUAGCUAGAUGGUUAACCCAGUGGGCCUCGCAGGGACGGAUCAUCCCGUCUUUGGAAUAUCCAGGAACAUACGAAUUAGUGAGAUUACCUACCAAGUGGGAAACGCUGGUAUUGGACUAUCAGAAUAGGAAGUGCUCGAGAUGUAAGACAAAACCUACCUACCCUGCGUUAUGUCUUUUCUGCGGGGAGAUGGUUUGUCUAGGAGGGGAUUGUUGUUCGGUUGGAGAGGAGGGAGAAUGCAAUUUACAUAUGAGAGAGUGCGGUGCGGUAGUAGGAAUGUUCGUAGAUAUACGAAGAUGGAUCAUACUUUAUUUGUAUGCUGGUUCAGGAAGUUUCGGUCAUAUGCCUUAUCUGGAUGAACAUGGAGAAUUGGAUAUUUCCAUGAGACGAGGACAUAGACAAUACGUCCAUAUUGGUCGAUUGGACGAACUUCGAAAAGCCACUUGGCUAAUGCAUAAUAUACCUCAUUUGACAGCUAGGAGGCUGGAGCUGACUUCUGAUGGGGGUGGUUGGGGAUGUUUAUAG
Messenger RNA from Kwoniella botswanensis, 5913 nucleotides. RefSeq lists its product as uncharacterized. NCBI's taxonomy places the organism in Eukaryota, Fungi, Basidiomycota, Tremellomycetes, Tremellales, Cryptococcaceae. The transcript has 7 exons. Gene Ontology annotation, cellular component: transcription elongation factor complex. Gene Ontology annotation, biological process: ubiquitin-dependent protein catabolic process via the N-end rule pathway; transcription elongation by RNA polymerase II. Bases 1 to 5913 code for a protein of 1970 amino acids. The record is from RefSeq and is a predicted model, not a curated record. Gene Ontology annotation, molecular function: ubiquitin protein ligase activity; zinc ion binding.